Coturnix japonica (Japanese quail) is the source of this 399-nucleotide messenger RNA. RefSeq names its product feather keratin Cos1-1/Cos1-3/Cos2-1-like. Gene Ontology annotation, molecular function: structural constituent of cytoskeleton. Gene Ontology annotation, cellular component: intermediate filament. The record is from RefSeq and is a predicted model, not a curated record. NCBI's taxonomy places the organism in Eukaryota, Metazoa, Chordata, Aves, Galliformes, Phasianidae.
AUGAGUAUAAAAGGCAUCCCAAUUCCCAGCUCUCCCAUCCACUUCUCUUGCUUCCUUCUCGCUGGGAACCAGGUAUACCUGCAGUCCCAAGUCAUGUCCUGCUACACCCAGUGCCAGCCAUGCCGGCCCUGCGGCCCGACUCCUCUGGCCAGCAGCUGCAAUGAGCCCUGUGUCAGGCAGUGCCAGAACUCCAACAUCAUCAUUGAGCCCUCUCCCGUGGUGGUGACCCUGCCCGGACCCAUCCUCAGCUCCUUCCCGCAGAACACUGUUGUAGGAUCCUCCACCUCUGCUGCUGUUGGCAGCAUCCUCAGCUCUGAGGGAGUGCCCAUCACCUCGGGGGGAUUUAACCUCUCCAGCUUCGGUAGCCGCUACUGUGGCAGAAGGUGCAACCCCUGCUAA